This is a messenger RNA of Protobothrops mucrosquamatus (brown spotted pit viper), 923 nucleotides long. RefSeq names its product centromere protein C (gene CENPC). NCBI's taxonomy places the organism in Eukaryota, Metazoa, Chordata, Lepidosauria, Squamata, Viperidae. Bases 41 to 736 code for a protein of 231 amino acids. Gene Ontology annotation, biological process: attachment of mitotic spindle microtubules to kinetochore; spindle attachment to meiosis I kinetochore; kinetochore assembly. The transcript has 9 exons. The record is from RefSeq and is a predicted model, not a curated record. Gene Ontology annotation, molecular function: centromeric DNA binding. Gene Ontology annotation, cellular component: kinetochore.
UAGUAAUGAAAUCUCUAGAGGAGAAUGGAAUCCAUUUAAUAUGGAUGAUUCUGAUUCAGAUAAAUCUGCAAAUUUGGAGGAGAAUCUACAUAGCUCAAUAUCAAAUUCAUUAAAGCAUAAACUAAUAUUGCCUACAGACACACCCAAUGUUCGUCGGUCCAAAAGAAUACGUAUUAAACCAUUGCAAUAUUGGCGAGGAGAACGUAUUGAUUAUAAGAUAAGUGCUUCAGGAGGCUUUAUAAUUGGUGGAAUAAUAUCACCUGAACAAAGAGAAUCUAGGAAACCUAAAACGAAAGUUGCUACGAAAUCUGUUUCAGAGAUGGAGAAUUUGCAUAAUAACUCAAUUAUCAAGGAACAUUUUUCUCAGCCAGCUGUUGUUUUUGAUGAAACAUCUAAUCAACAAAUUCUUCUAGAAUGCAUGAACAAUGGUAGUUCACCUGUGUAUUGCAUUAGUAAUGAAACAUUGUCCGUUUAUAAAUACUUGAGUACACCUUCAUUUUCUUCUGGAAAAAUAAUAUUAAAUCCAUUAAAAGAAAAGGGAUAUCAAUAUUCCUACACAGACACAUUGGUUUUUCACAUCAGUUGUGGUAAACUUCUUCUAACACUGUAUGAUAAAAGCUAUUGCUUGACUGCUGGAAACUACUUUUUUAUUCCACCAGGGAAUGUAUACAAUAUACGUAAUCUUUUGAAUAAAGAAUGUGUCAUCCUCUUCACACAGUUGAAAGGAAAAGAAUAGUAAUCUAUAAUGUAAGCUUGAACCCAUAAUUCUUGGAUUGACUUGAAGAUCAUCACCUGCUUAAAAAUUGAAGAAUUCUUGAAAUCCCCCUUUUUCCCAGAUGUCCUCUAGUUUUACUGUAGUAGUUAGCAUUUAAACAGUAAAUUUAUGGCUAUUUUGUACAUUCUGGUGGUUUAUACAUUCUGUU